GGGGGGAGAAGCACCCGCCCCUUCCAGCCAGGUCUGGGGCAGCCCCUGCUCAGGCAGGGCCAGUGCUGCUGGCUGGCUGCUGUCAGCCUCCGAGCUGCGCUGGGGGCAGGACGGGAUCUCUGGGCGGUUCUGUGGCGGAAGGCUGGAGGGCAGGGUGCUAGGCCCUCCCACUACCCUCCGGCUGGGGGGAAGGGGUGGAGCAGCAGCUUCAGGCUGCAGCCAGCUGCCAGCAGGAAGGAACCACCCUGCUACUGCUUCCCUCUCCAGCCUGUGGCGGGUCCUGCUGCCCCCGGGGUGCAGCGCAGUGCCAGGAUGGCUGUUCCAGCGCCUGCGGGGCAGGGGGCCUGCAAUGCUUCCUUCAGCGCCUUCCAGGAGCACCUGUGGCCAGUGCUGACGGUGGAGUUCGUCCUGGCCUUCGCCGGCAACGCCUUCGCCAUCUACCGCUUCGUGGCGCAUGAGCGCCCCUGGCACACGGGCAUCGUGUACUCCUUCAACCUGGCCGUCAGCGACCUGCUCUACGCCCUCUCCCUGCCCUUCCUGGCUGCCUACUACUACCCGCCCAAGCACUGGCGCUACGGCCCGGCCCUCUGCAAGCUCGAGCGCUUCCUCUUCAGCUGCAACCUGUACGGCAGCAUCUUCUUCCUCACCUGCAUCAGCCUGAACCGCUACCUGGGCAUCGUGCACCCGCUGCUGGUGCACGGGCGGCUGGAGCCGCGCCACGCCAAGCUGCUGAGCGGCGCCGCCUGGCUGCUGGUGGCCGGCCUCUCCGCCCCCACCCUGCACUUCUCGGAGCUGCAGCCCCGGGGGAACUGCACCGAGUGCCUGGGCAGCGCCACGGACGAGCAGCUGCCCCGGUACCUGCCCUACAGCCUCUUGCUGGCGGCCGUGGGCUGCGGGCUGCCCUUCCUGCUGACGCUGCUCUCCUACGCCGCCAUCCUGCGCACCGUCUGCCGCAGCCCCCACAUCACGCCGCUGGAGAAGCGCAAGGUGGGGAGGCUGGUGAGCGUGGGGGUGGCCCUGUACGCUGUCUCCUACCUGCCCUACCACACCCUGCGCAACCUCAACCUGCACCUGCGCCAGCGGGGGCUGCAGGACGGGGCCCUGACCUGCCGGCACGCGCUGCCCGUCCACUCCGCCUACCAGCUCAGCAAGAUCCUGGUCACCCUCAACAUCUGCGCCCACCCGCUGCUCUACGGCGCCCUGGCCGACAGCAUGCGGGGCUGGUGCCGGGGCCCCCGCGGGCAGGACAGGGGCCAGCCCGCCGAGAACAUGGCGCUCCAGGCCCGGGGCUGACACCGGGGCUGGAACCAGCCUCCCCCCACCCCCCUUGUGCUGCCGGCACCCCCCCCCCCCCCGCAGCCCGGGCCAGACCACGCAGGGGGUAACAGCAGCUGCUCCGGCUGCCUGACCCAACCUGCCCCAAACUCUGAGGGGGCAGCUCCUCCCUCCCCCCCAGAAAGGGCUGCUUGUGAGACACCCCCGUUACCGCAGCGGGGGCUGGGCUCCUGCGAGAUCAGCCAUUAAAGCAGAGUCUG
This is a messenger RNA of Mauremys mutica (yellowpond turtle), 1535 nucleotides long. RefSeq names its product purinergic receptor P2Y11 (gene P2RY11). The coding region runs from base 313 to 1293 and encodes 326 amino acids. The record is from RefSeq and is a predicted model, not a curated record. Gene Ontology annotation, molecular function: neurotransmitter receptor activity; G protein-coupled ATP receptor activity. The transcript is spliced from 2 exons. Lineage: Eukaryota; Metazoa; Chordata; Testudines; Geoemydidae. Gene Ontology annotation, biological process: neuronal signal transduction; cellular response to ATP; calcium-mediated signaling. Gene Ontology annotation, cellular component: plasma membrane.